Amoebophrya sp. A25 is the source of this 4668-nucleotide messenger RNA. The record is from the annotation of a GenBank genome assembly. NCBI's taxonomy places the organism in Eukaryota, Dinophyceae, Syndiniales, Amoebophryaceae.
UGGUGAUAGGAGCAUGGAUUCUCUUCAACGCAGCAUUGGGGAUCGUAGCACAUUUUCUCGCGACUACGCAUGUCCUCGACGGCCCUGGCCAGAGUCCGGAUGACCCAUGGUGGUACAUAAGUCCGUACACACGGGCCACGGUGACGAUUCAAGAUGCUAUGCGCAUUGCGAUGAUGGCGGUUUUGGGAGGUGUGUAUUUGCGACGGGUGCAUGGGAAAAGAGGGAUUACGAAAAUCGUGUUUCCGGUAUCUUCUGCUAGUGGAGGUCAGCCAGCGUCCGCAAAUAGGCUUCUCCUGAACAGCGGUGGCUUUCUGCUGGCGUCUCGUUCUCAGGAGGGCACUGAGGUAUCGCCACAAGAAAACGGUAGAACUUCCUCCAGCAGCAACUCCUACCUGCUGGUUUGGAGCUCGCUAUUUCCAGCCAUUCGAAUGGGAGACAACUUUGCAGCGCUGUCUGUGCUGGGUUAUUGGCGACUCCUGCAAAUUUUGGCAUUGGCGAGGCUUGGAGCAUUGGGGAUAGGAGCGGUGCCAGGCAUGGUCAGUGGCACACCCUCGCAAUGGAAGUUUACUUUGCUGACGCACACCCGUGGUCACUAUCCCCAAUCAACGCUCUACUGCGCACCGUCGUGGCUUUCUCUUAGAAGAACAUCGUCUCAAUAGAUUAAACAUUUGAAAUAAGCAUUAAUGAAGAUGAGACAACGCUGCUAGCGUGCGAACUUGAAGAGGAUUACAAAAUCAAGAGAAUCGCACACUUUAUCGAAUACCAUUAUGUAGCGAUAGGUAUUUUGAAAUAUUUAUACAUUAUGAGUGGUUAUGGUAACCUCUUUCCGUAAUCUCUGACUGCUGUGCCUCUUGAUCCACCGCGGUGCGUAUGCAGAGAACCAGCACUGCAACUGCUGCGGAUGCUCUGCCUCAUUUCACAACCACUAUGCGCGACAAUUAGAAACGGGAUAAGAAUACUCGCACGACUAUGUGAGAGAAGUAAAAAAAGCACCUUCAGUGAAUUGUCAUUCAGAUGCAUCAUGCCCUGAUAAGAAUAGAAGUCUGCCCCAGGAGUCAAAGCCGAAACACAAAGCGAUCAAGCCGAAAGCCCAAGUAAGAGACUAUAUCUAACUUGAAAAAAGAUCACAUGAACAUAAAGACCCCGAGUCAGAUUCGGAAGGACUCAAAAAGUCGCAUACUGCUUGCGGAAAACCUUCCUUUGAUUGCUUACUCUGGUUGCUUCGAUUGUGUCCGUUUCCCGCUUUCGCUUCUGAAAGGAAGACACAAGUGAGAAGAAUCAUCAACGUGGUUAUCCGUCGUCCAAAGAAGGGCAUUUUCGAACCAAGUCCUGGUAGGAAACACGAAAUCGGGAAAAUGCAAUCGUCUACCAUUCUUGUCGUAAGUCCCAGCAAAAUCAAUUAUGAUGAUGGAAUUCUAACCUAAGGCCAAUAUAGUCAGUGUGGAUCUAGUAUUGCACAGUAAGCAAUUCUUUUUCAAGUAAUGUACUGUUGUUUGAUAUACGAUCGAUUUCUCUUCUACCAGAAGCAAGAGUUCUUCCUUCGUUUUCAGUUACUUAAAUGACAUUUUGACUUGCGUUCUUUUUUCCAAAUAAGACUAGCCUCCACAAGCUUCGCCCGGCUUCAAGUUAGUUUAGCACUUUUCUGCGGCCUCCCACGGGCUACAGCCGCUAGAGUAGAGACAGCCCGCGGGUGAGCUGAUGCACCUUACGAAUUGACUACGACAAGAGCCGAGCGCCGGCGGUGGCCGACUCAGAUGCGUCGACCCAUGUGCAGGGCAUUGCGCUGCCUUCGGUUUUUUUUUUGAGAUUGCCGGGCGGGUCAUGCAAAUUCUUAAGAAUUUGCAAGACCCCCACGGCAGUCCAACAAAAAAACCAGAAGAGAGCGACCAGACACGCACAAGAAUCCGCAAGCCCCAACGCACGCAAGCGCCUCGCGGUGGCGCCAGGCAAGAACGAGGGGCGACCUUGAUGGGUCAAACAAGACAAAGCAACGCAGGGCCGCGCUGCUUGGGUCUCUCUACGCGCUUACACCUGGCGGGGCUUCUUUGUUUCGUCAGAUGUCUCUCGUCAGAAACAGGCGGGCGCACUUCGCGGGGUCGUGCGGCGUCGCGCUUCGGGCUGUGGCUGAAGCCUCUCGGCUGGCUGACGUCUUUCACCAAGCUGGAGACUAAGGCCCUCCAUCAGGCUGAUGCCGUUCGUCAGCCCAACGCUCUGCGCCAGGCUGGCGGCGUUCGUCGGGCAGGCCGGCGCCCCUCGGCAGGCGUCUUGGGUCAGGCUGAGGCUUUUCGUCAGGGUCGGGCGACGUCUCUCGUCAGGCUGAAGCGCUUCGCCUGGCUGACAUUCCUCGCCGGGCCGAGACUCACGCCUUUGGUCAGGUUGAUGGCUUGCUUCAGCUCGGCGCCGUUCGUCAGGCUGAUGCACUCGCCAGCCAGGUGAGGCCUCUCUCCAGGCCGGCGCAAUGCUUCGCCAGGCGUCUGCCUUGCGUCGGAGGGAACAGGCUGAGCGGGGCCUUUCUUCGGGCUGCGGAUGUCUUUCCUUCGUAAGAUUGAUCCCGUUCUUUCGUCGGACUGACGUGCUUCGCCAGAUUGACCGCGUUCGCCGGACUGACGUCCUUCGCGAAAGGUCUUCGCUAUCUUCAAGGGCCUCGCGCCACCGGGAGGCCUCGCGUCAGUUUUUUUGGCGGAGGUCGUUCGUCAGAUGUCUGCUGUCGCGGGUCUCACUCUUGUCGUGUCGGAGGUCUUGGGCCCAAAGGUCGUCUUUGGUCCACGCACAGGUCGCCGGUGGUCCACAGGUCGCCUGUGGCCCAGCGGUCGUCUUCGGUCCAAAGGUCGGCUUUGGUCCAAAGGUCGUUCGUGGUCCAGAUAUCGUUUGUGGUCCAGCGGUCGUCUUUGGUCCAAAGGUCGCCUUACUUUGGUCCAAAGGUCGCCCUACUUUGGUCCAAAGGUCGCCUUACUUUGGUCCAAAGGUCGCCCUACUUUGGUCCAAAGGUCGAACUACUUUGGUCCAGAGGUCGAAGGGUCGCCUUACUUUGGUCCAAAAGUCGUCCUACUUUGGUCCAGAGGUCGGCGCACUUUGGUCCAAAGGUCGGCUUACUUUGGUCCAAAGGUCGGCUUACUUUGGUCCAAAGGUCGCCUUACUUUGGUCCAAAGGUCGCCUUACUUUGGUCCAAAGGUCGCCUUACUUUGGUCCAAAGGUCGCCCUUCCUACUUUGGUCCAGGCAGAGGUCGUCGCACUUUGGUCCAGAGGUCGCCUGUGGUCCCGCGGUCGUCUUCGGUCCCAAGGUCGUCUUUGGUUUCAAGGUCGACUGUGGUCCCAGUGUCGUCUUAAGUCCCAAGGUCUCCUGUGGUCCAAAGGUCGCCCUUGGGUCAAAGAUCGCCUUUGGGCCAAAGAUCGUCUUUGGGUCAAAGAUCGCCUGUGCUCCAAGGGUCGACUUUGGUCCAAAGGUCGCCUUUAGUCCGAAGAUCGCCCUUGGUCCAACGGUCGCCCUUCGUCCAAAGCUCGUCCUUGGUCCAAAGAUCGGCUUUGGUCCAUGUGUCUUGGGUCCAAGGUCUUUGCCCUUUCGGUGGGCGGUCUUUCGUUGGCGGUCUCUCUUUGGACUUUUCUCCCCAGCUUGCGCCCCCACCCCCGUCGGCCAUUUUUCUGCCUUCUUUUCUGGUGGUCUGCCACGGGGCCGCAACGUAAAACCCAACAAGGAAACGGCCGGAGGCUAUCGGGCUGGAGACUGAGGGGAAAGGGCAGGAGACUAUGGGCAAUAGCUUCGCGAAAGAAGCUGACUAAUCUCCGGUGGGUUAGGCGGGGAGUUUUAUGGCGGCGAUCAAUGGCGAGAUUAAUAAUAUAGAUUAAUAACAUAGAUUUAAUAAUAUAGAUUUAAUAAUAUAGAUUAAUAAUAUAGAUUUUUUUUUUGUUAUGUUUUUUAUCUAUCAACUUAUAAUAAUUUCCGGCAAUAAAGCCAAAUAAUCUAUCCUGUCAAAUAAAACGUCAAACUAUCUUUAUUCUUCAUGACCAUUCCAUCCUGUAUUCUCCGCAAGAAAUAAGACGAGUACGUGGUGCUUUUUGGCAAUGAGAUCGGAAAGGGAAGUAUUUUACCAAACAUGGUCAGAAAGUCUUCGUGCAGUUUGAGCAGUAUCCAGACACACUCUUACAGAACUGGCGCGUUUUCUAGCUGUGGUACACCUAGAGAAGACGUGCUGACCAUGGACCAAAACAAGAUCUUGGUUCGGAGUUCGUGUUCUUCAAAGUAAAAGUGUGAGUUAUGUUUACUUUAUUUGAUGCUUCGUCGGUCAUGGUCAUGCAUGAUGUAGAGUUCUUGAUAGAUUCUAGGAUGUCACUAUGACAAUCAUGGAAAAAAACGCAUUUUCUUGGUUUUAAUGUUCAUUGUGAUUCCCAUGCAUUUCCAGCACUUGUUGUUCUGUGUCAGUUGUAGCCAUCUUCAGGGCUGUAGUGAUACGGUUUUUGUGUUUUUCAAUUUUCAAUCUAAGUAAUCAAAGAAUGAGAAUGGCUUUAACAUUUCUCGUCAUCUCGGGUGUCUCAUACACUACAACGAUGCUGCCAGAUCCUCAAAAGGUGAAUGCGUGCCCAUGACGCUCUUGCCACCUGAGGUGAGGCUGCGACACUGUGAGACACAAAAUUGGCAUCCCUCGCUCUCCUCGUCCGUGCGACAGAUGCCAC